CUUCCUUAUCCUCCUCUGCUCGCGCGCGCGCUGCUUUUAUAAAGGGUUAGUGCAGAGCGUGCAUUGUUAACACCCGGCCGGCCGCAAGCUAGCUAGCUCCGAUGUCUAGCAGCAGCUGCUUCAACGGCGGCGCGGGCUGGCCGGAGCCCGUGGUGCGCGUGCAGGCCGUGUCGGACACCUGCGGCGAGACGAUCCCCGAGCGCUACGUGAAGCCGCCGUCCGAGCGCCCGACUUCAUCGUCGUCGCAACCUGGACCCGGAGGCAACAACAACGACAUCCCGGUGGUGGACAUGUCAAUGCCGGACGCGGCGGAGACGGCGCGCGCCAUGGACGCGGCGUGCCGCGAGUGGGGCUUCUUCCAGGUCGUGAACCACGGCGUGCGCCCUGAGCUGCUGCGGCGCGCGCGCGCGUCGUGGCGCGGCUUCUUCCGGCAGCCGGCCUCGGUGCGCGAGCGGUACGCCAACUCCCCGGCCACGUACGAGGGCUACGGCAGCCGCCUCGGCACCGCCAAGGGCGGCCACCUCGACUGGGGCGACUACUACUUCCUCCACCUCCUCCCUCCUGCCCUCAAGAGCCACCACAAAUGGCCUUCCCUCCCCUCCACCCUACGGGAGGCGACGGAGGAGUACGGAGAGGAAGUGGUGAAGCUGUGCAGGAGGGUGACGAGGAUGCUGUCGGAAGGGCUGGGGCUGGACGGAGGGAGGCUGCAGGCGGCGUUCGGCGGGGAAGGAGGGGAAGGGGCGUGCAUGAGGGUCAAUUUCUACCCAAGGUGCCCGCAGCCGGAGCUCACUCUCGGCGUGGCGGCGCACUCGGACCCCGGCGGCCUGACUAUGCUGCUCGUCGACGACCACGUGCGCGGGCUGCAGGUCCGGAACAAAGACGGCCACUGGAUCACCGUCGACCCCGUCCCGGACGCCUUCAUCGUCAACGUCGGAGACCAGAUCCAGGUGCUGAGCAACGCGGCGUACAAGAGCGUGGAGCACCGGGUGACGGUGAGCGCGGCGGAGGAGCGGCUGUCGCUGGCUUUCUUCUACAACCCGCGGAGCGACUUGCCGGUGGCGCCCAUGCCGGAGCUGGGUCCGCCGCUCUACCCGGAGAUGACCUUCGACGAGUACCGCGCCCACAUCCGGCGCCGGGGUCUCAGCGGAAAAGCGCAGCUCCAGGCUCUGCAGACCGCCGCCAGGAGCGCCAGAGCCGCUUCCUGACACUCGUAGCUAGCUAGCUAGCCCCGCGCGCGGCCGGUCUCCUCGAUCCAGGGCCAGCAUAUGCUAUCACUCCAUAUAUACGGAGUAUAUGCGUUAAUUAGAUGAUGACCGGCACGCAACACAUACAUAUCUGCGCGCAUACACGUUAAUUCCUUCUAAUAAAUAUAUACGUACAAAACAGAAAUAAUAUGCUAACUUGAUCGGUUCUACUCUAUAUAUAUGAUGCAUAUAUUGAGACUAGCAAAUUAAUAUAAUGCUCAUUUCGAUCGCUAUCA
Brachypodium distachyon (stiff brome) is the source of this 1480-nucleotide messenger RNA. RefSeq names its product probable 2-oxoglutarate-dependent dioxygenase At5g05600. The coding region runs from base 102 to 1205 and encodes 367 amino acids. Lineage: Eukaryota; Viridiplantae; Streptophyta; Magnoliopsida; Poales; Poaceae. The record is from RefSeq and is a predicted model, not a curated record. The transcript is spliced from 3 exons.